Messenger RNA from Bufo bufo (common toad), 1026 nucleotides. It is a transcript of the gene TM2D1, whose product is annotated as TM2 domain containing 1. The record is from RefSeq and is a predicted model, not a curated record. NCBI's taxonomy places the organism in Eukaryota, Metazoa, Chordata, Amphibia, Anura, Bufonidae. The transcript has 7 exons. Bases 26 to 595 code for a protein of 189 amino acids.
AUUGCAUUGUAUUGCCACUCCUAAGAUGGCGUCGAGUAGCCGCUGGUUGUCGCUGACGUCCGGGUUCUGGUUCUGGUUUCUGUGUGUGGCCGCCGAUGACGGGAUCCAGAAAUGUGACGAGCUGCGGCUGGGACAAUAUGUGUGCGUGGAUCCCGAAAUAAACCCGGCGACACAAGAGCCGGUCGGAUGUGCCAACUAUACCGCUAAUGCCCCCUGUUAUCCCGCGCCGAAUAUUUCCUGCAAAGAUUAUAAAGGAAAUGUCACCACGUUCUAUGGGAAAGAAGUCGGAUUCUAUAGACCCUUUCCGUGCCGCAACGUGAACGGUUAUUCUUAUAAAGUGGCCGUAGCGUUAUCCUUAUUUCUCGGAUGGUUAGGAGCCGACCGCUUCUACCUGGGAUACCCUGCUCUAGGAUUGCUGAAGUUUUGCACGGUUGGGUUUUGUGGGAUCGGCAGCCUCAUUGAUUUUAUCCUCAUCUCCAUGCAGAUAGUCGGCCCUUCUGAUGGAUCCAGUUAUAUUAUCGACUACUACGGAGCUAGACUUGUCCACCUGACGAUCAAUAAUGAGACGUUCAGAGAGUCGCAGUUGUACCCAUAAUGCCCGUGUAUUUUUGAACAUUCCCUAACCUGGAAGAUUUUUCUUUGAUGCAGAAUACUGGGGCUCUCUUAGUUUUCAAGCGUUUUCUCGAAGAUGUGCCCAUCGUCAUUGCCGGAUAGAGAAGACGAUUGUCACAAUUUUAAGCCCCCAAUGGGUUGUUUAUUACAUUGUGGGUAAGACCGAGGAGCCUGAUGAGUGUAAGGACUGGAUCUGAAGAGACUUGUGACGAAUUCCUGCACAUUUAUAUUUAUUGAUAUUUUAUUGGAUGUCAGAAGUCGUCACAUAAUCCUGAUGGUCUCCGAUGCAUGAGCUGUAAUGACUGGUCCGUCUCCUCCACGUGCACCGAUAUUGGCUUCAUCAGGCAAACAGAGCAGCGUUCUGAGCAGUAAAUAUAGUUUCUGCAGUCUCCAGGCUCAGAACAGAACAUUGCU